Molecule: messenger RNA, 394 nt
Organism: Podospora pseudocomata
Lineage: Eukaryota; Fungi; Ascomycota; Sordariomycetes; Sordariales; Podosporaceae
Exons: 2
Coding region: 39-311 (90 amino acids)
Source: RefSeq, a predicted model, not a curated record
AUCGGUUCCUACUUACUCUGCCCUUCACCAAACACACGAUGCAGCUGUCCCUCGGUCUCCUCGCCCUGUGGGCUUCCACGUCCCUAGGACAGUCGAUGCAGGAGUGCACACGAGAGCUCGCCAGGACAGAUGAAUGCGCCGAUGUUAUCAACCCCAAUGCGUGCUACAACAUGUACCGGUUCAACAGCGCGCGAACAUUGUCAUGUAUCGAAGGCAAGGAUGAUGCCGAAAGAAAGAGAAAGGCUUGCAUGUGUUGCACGUGUGUUGGGACCGUCAUGUGCAACUGGCUGCGGACGAAUCGUUACUGUUGAGGGUCGAUGUUGGGAAACCCGGAUGCAUCUACAAGCAAUCUUUUAUUCUUCAAUACUCAACAUAAAAAUCAGCUACUCAAAGC